AACAUUAUAAUCAUUUCCUUAGCUUUGAAAGCUUCCUAAUAGCUUUGAAAGCAAAUAACAACCCUCUUGAAUAAAACUUUUAUUUAAAGUAAGUAAAAAGACCAAAAUGCCCUCCGACAACGUAGCGAGUGCCAGCGGAAAUGGACAAACCGUUUGUGUAACGGGUGCGGGUGGUUUCAUUGCCUCAUGGCUUGUUAAGCUCCUCCUUGAGAAAGGUUACACUGUCAAGGGCACUGUUCGAAAUCCAGAUGAUCCAAAGAAUGCACAUUUGAGGGAGCUAGAAGGGGCAGAAGAGAGGUUAAUAUUAUGCAAGGCUGAUCUUCUUGAUUUUGAGGGACUCAAAGCUGCCAUUUCUGGUUGUCAUGGUGUUUUUCAUACUGCUUCUCCUGUUACUGAUGAUCCUGAGCAAAUGGUGGAGCCAGCAGUGAUAGGAACAAAAAAUGUAAUAACAGCAGCAGCAGAUGCAAAAGUUAAGCGUGUGGUAUUCACCUCUUCAAUUGGAGCAGUUUAUAUGGAUCCUAAUCGGAGCCCCGAUAAGGUGGUGGAUGAGAGUUGUUGGAGUGAUCUCGACUUUUGCAAGACCACUAAGAAUUGGUAUUGCUACGGAAAGGCGGUGGCGGAGCAGGCGGCAUGGGAGGUGGCAAAGGAGAAAGGAGUGGACUUAGUGGUGGUGUGUCCAGUGUUAGUGUUGGGGCCCAUAUUGCAAUCAAGCAUAAAUGCAAGCAUAAUUCAUAUACUAAAGUACUUAACUGGGUCAGCCAAGAAAUAUGCUAAUUCAGUACAAGCAUACGUGCAUGUUAAAGAUGUGGCACUAGCCCAUAUUUUGGUGUACGAGACUCCCUCUGCUUCUGGAAGGUACCUUUGUGCUGAAAGUGUCCUUCAUCGUGGGGAUGUUUGUGACAUUUUAGCUAAGUUUUUCCCAGAGUAUCCUGUUCCCACCGAGUGCUCAGAUGAAGUGAAUCCAAGAGCAAAACCAUAUAAAUUUUCAAACCAAAAGCUCAAGGAUUUAGGGUUGGAAUUCACCCCAGCUAAGCAAUGUCUAUACGACACCGUUAAGUGUCUCCAAGAAAAAGGACACCUUCCUCUUCCUCUUCCUCUUCCUCUCCCUUCACAACAAGAUCAAGAUCAAAAUGCCAUUCGUAUUCAAUCAUGAAACCUAAAUCAAGUUCCUAAUUAUGAAAAUGAAAAUAAAAUUAAUAAUUGUACUUAUAAUGGAACUAUGGUUACUAAAUUAUGCUUGUUUUAUUUUGAAGCAUAUCAAUAUUAAUUUUUAAUUUCUAAUGAAUUGUACUACUACUACUUUUUGCUUUAUAUAUACUCUCUAAUUUCAUAUAAUCUUCUCAAAUAGAAUUUACGAAUUUUAGUGUAAAACUCUGACUAUAAUUUUUCAUCAAUCCAUAUGAAAAAACGUAUUCAUAUGGAAUCUUGAUAGAUUCGUCUCAACAUAUAUUUUCUAAAAAUCAACUUUUAGAAUUUUUAGAGACUCAUAAUUAAAAUUAUUUGACUUCUAAGUUUGCAUUGGAAUCUGCGCGAACAGUGAAUCAGAAGAAAACAAAUGAAAACAGAGGGAGUAAUUUAAUUAAAAAAUGGCUUUAAUGAAUGACAACAAUUUUAAGGCCCGGAUAAGGUAGCAUUCUUGUCCUUUUAUCGUUUUAUUUUGUUGGUUACAAUUGUUUUUUAUAGUUUAAUUUUAAAUUAUAAU
Messenger RNA from Amaranthus tricolor (Joseph's coat), 1702 nucleotides. Its product is annotated as cinnamoyl-CoA reductase 1. Bases 107 to 1153 code for a protein of 348 amino acids. Lineage: Eukaryota; Viridiplantae; Streptophyta; Magnoliopsida; Caryophyllales; Amaranthaceae. The record is from RefSeq and is a predicted model, not a curated record. The transcript is spliced from 5 exons. Gene Ontology annotation, molecular function: oxidoreductase activity, acting on the CH-OH group of donors, NAD or NADP as acceptor.